CCUUAAAAAAGAAGACAAUUUUCUUGGGUGCUUGGUGGUCUUCUUAAUAGUUUUUUUUUUCUUCAAAAGAAUGUUCCUAAUAGUUUACUUUAACGUGUGACCAAGGAGAUUUUUUUUGGUCGGAUUUUCUUUUUUCUUUUCAAACCAAGGAAAUUCAUUGUACCUAUAUAUUUAUCAAGAUUCAAUGUGAAGCCUCGAAUUGCAUUCCAGCUAUCUGGACCUGAAGCAAAAGAAUGAGUGGGUCUGGUGCAGCAGUUGAAGCUACUGUGAUACAAGUAAGUUCAAGCAACUCUGAGCUUGUUCAGCGAGUGGAGGCAUCAUUUGAGGCAAUGAACAAUGUAGAUUGUUCUGAAGAAAGGAAGAAAUCACUCCGAGCCAGAUACUUUUAUGGCAUCAUCUUCUUGAUUACUAAUCUUACCGCCUGGUUCAUCCGUGAUUAUGGCCACACUACUUUCCCUCCACUGUACUAUGAAAAAGCUUGUGGAAUCCAUGGAAGUGAUUGUUUUCAAACAUUAGGAGUUCUCCGUGUGAGUUUAGGGUGUUUUAUAUUUUUCCUUCUCAUGUUUCUUACUACAUUUAGCACAAGAAAACUGUAUGACGCUUGCAGUAAAUGGCACUCAGGAUGGUGGGCACUAAAGUUUUUCCUAUUGGUUGUGUCAAUGGUGGUUCCAUUCUUCCUUCCUCCAGGUUUUAUUCAGAUAUAUGGAGAAGUUGCUCGCAUUGGUGCAGGGAUUUUUCUCCUUCUGCAACUUGUAAGUGUGAUCGAGUUUAUCAGAUGGUGGAAUAAAUAUUGGGCAUCUGAUGAGCAAAGUAAACAAAGCUGCUCCAUCGCAUUAUUUACCUCAACAGUUUUUUACGUUGCUUCCAUCUGUGGAAUUGUGUCCAUGUACUAUUUUUAUGCCCCAAGACCAUCAUGUUGUCUCAACAUAUUCUUCAUUACGUGGACUGCUAUUCUGCUCAUAGUGAUGAUGGCUAUGUCCUUGCAUUCAAAGGUUAAUCGAGGACUUUUAUCUUCAGGAAUUAUGGCUGCUUAUGUUGUUUUCCUCUGUUGGUCUGCUAUUAGAAGUGAACCAGCUGAUGAGAAAUGCAAUGUACAAAAGCCAAAAAAUGGACAUGGUGAUUGGACCACCAUACUUGGGUUCCUGAUUGCUAUAGGUGCUAUUGUCAUGGCAACCUUUUCAACGGGGAUUGAUUCAAAAUCAUUUCAGUUUCGCAAAGAUGAGGUGAAAGCCGAGGAUGAUAUCCGUUAUAACUACGGGUUUUUCCACAUCAUAUUCUCCUUGGGAGCCACGUACUUUGCCAUGUUAUUCAUCAGCUGGAACCUGGAAAACUCUGCAAGCGAAUGGAGCAUGGAUGUUGGGUGGACAAGCACUUGGGUGAAAAUCAUCAACGAGUGGUUUGCAGCCAGCAUCUACAUGUGGAAGUUGAUUGCCCCAGUUGUGAAGCAACAACCUAAAGUGAUGAACAAUGAGGAGUCGGUGCAGCAGAUAAAUAACUCAAACUCGCCAUGAUUUUGUUUUGCUGAUUAAAUUUUAUCACAUCUUUAUUGUUUAUUUCUUUAUUCUUUCCCCCACUUCUUUUAGUGGCUGGUUUUACUUGUCCAACUUGUGCCUUUAAACUACGUAAAAUACAAGCAAAUAUCCAGAAAUCUAUACCAUUAGUA
Gossypium raimondii (Peruvian cotton) is the source of this 1663-nucleotide messenger RNA. RefSeq lists its product as uncharacterized. The transcript has 13 exons. The record is from RefSeq and is a predicted model, not a curated record. Gene Ontology annotation, cellular component: membrane. NCBI's taxonomy places the organism in Eukaryota, Viridiplantae, Streptophyta, Magnoliopsida, Malvales, Malvaceae. The coding region runs from base 234 to 1511 and encodes 425 amino acids.